ACUAGUACGAGAAAUCAGCAAAUCACAACCGAUUUCUCUUAAAUCAAAUCAUUUUUAAAAACAAGAUGUUGUCAAACAGCCCCAUUUCGUAUUUUGACAGUAACACAGAAGCAAUCGAUGUGGAGGAAGAUACCAGCCCUAGCUUUUCGGCGGGAUCGCCUUGUGAAAUGAGCGAAUUAGACUUGUUUGAUGGUCUUAUAACACUUCCUGAACAAAAUCAUUCAGAGAACAAUAACUAUUCUAUGGCAGUUCCUCUAAAAACUGCCCAAGAUACCGGGUUAUUGGGGUACAUAUCUGACAAAAAUAUGGAAAUCGUUUCAGUCGGUCAAGACCGAUUUCAGAAAGGAACCCAGUCAUGCAAAGAGUAUGCACCGUGUAUGUCAAGAAAUGCUGUAAUCGCAAGAGAAAAUCGCCAAAAGAAGAAAGAGUAUGUGAAAAAUUUGGAAAAUUCUGUUAAUAAAUUAGAAACAGAAAAUUCAGAAUUAAAAAAUGAGUGUAAAUCUCUGAAAAAGAGUGUUGGUGAUUUGACCUCAGAGGUUGAAUACUUAAAAGGUGUGCUGGCUAAUCAAUCUACACUGGCCACCAUUCUUAACAAGCUGUCAGAUAUUCCUGGUCUAGCAUUUUCAACAUCUUUCAAGUCCCCAACAGAAAAAAAUAACAAUAGUAUGCAGCCCCCAACUACACAGUCAAAACGCAAAAGGUGCUUAGAAAACCAGGAAAACGUUUCAAAAGUUAACAAUUCAGAAAUAAAGAAACGAAAAGUAACAAGGUCAUCCUUUAAACUGGUAGAACCAGCGGAAGAAAAAGAAAUGGAUACGAAGAAAGAUGGCAAAAAAGCUUUCCAUCCAGGAAAAAGAUUUCGGAAAACGUUUGAAUCCUAUAAACGGUGGAGUAUAGAAAAAAAUCUAAUGUAUGUGUCUUAUUGUCAUAUUUUUUCUUGUUUUACAGGUUUUUACAAUCAAGCUUUGAAAUCUUGAUUGAUCAUUCAUAAUAUAUAUAACUCCUGGGUUGCAUCAAUCUUUUUUUUUUUAUAUCGUUUAUUUUAAAAAAAAAUUUUUUUGAUAAACUGAUCACAAGGGGAGGGUCCUCUAAUAAAAAAAAAACAUUAUUACGAGUUAUGAAUUUCAGUAAAUCUAAACCUUGACUUAAGACAUGCAUAUCUAAUGUAUGAAUUCAUUUUCUCUUUCAGUUGAUGUCUCAUCUUAAGCUACUGUAGGCUUGAGAAGCGAAUUUUAUGUGAGAAGCGAUACCAUUUGUUGUCAUGAAUAUGUGACAUCAGAGAUGGAAGUUGACUGAUAAAAACAGAUGGAGAGGAUGUCCGCUGUAGAUAUUUAUAUGUAAAAAAAGCCUUCGGCAGAGAGGCCCAUUGAAAUAAUUGCUUAAUGCUUGUGAAUAGUGCUGAGGACAAGGGAAAUGCAUGAUGCUAGGUGAGCCAGUUUCAGGUAUAAGAAAAUAAGGUUAAAAUUAUACAUUGGACUUUCAUUAUCAUAUGUAAAUGUACAUGUAUUGUGUUUAUAAAUAUGAUGUGUCCAUUAAACAAUUUGAACAUUG
Molecule: messenger RNA, 1551 nt
Organism: Saccostrea cuccullata (small rock oyster)
Lineage: Eukaryota; Metazoa; Mollusca; Bivalvia; Ostreida; Ostreidae
Exons: 3
Coding region: 66-977 (303 amino acids)
Biological process (GO): regulation of DNA-templated transcription
Cellular component (GO): nucleus
Molecular function (GO): DNA-binding transcription factor activity, RNA polymerase II-specific; RNA polymerase II transcription regulatory region sequence-specific DNA binding
Source: RefSeq, a predicted model, not a curated record